This is a messenger RNA of Amphibalanus amphitrite, 2354 nucleotides long. Its product is annotated as inhibitor of growth protein 4-like. Gene Ontology annotation, biological process: regulation of DNA-templated transcription. The transcript is spliced from 3 exons. Gene Ontology annotation, cellular component: nucleus. The record is from RefSeq and is a predicted model, not a curated record. NCBI's taxonomy places the organism in Eukaryota, Metazoa, Arthropoda, Thecostraca, Balanomorpha, Balanidae. The coding region runs from base 268 to 972 and encodes 234 amino acids.
GAUGGGCCAAGGCCAAAACAUCAACAGUUGGGCACAAACAAUUUGAAUAAACUAAGACAGAAUUUGACAGAAGUCAUAAGUUACAUGUAUAAGAUGGCUUGCUGUUGAUCCAGUACCGAAGAUAUUUUCAUUGAAAAUAUUCAUGCAAUCUUCCUUGCCUCUGUAUCAGAAACCUUCAAACUUACCAGCAGAAUCGGUGGCUGAGUGAAGCCAUUCACCACCAGUGCUGCAUCCAACCAGUCAGCCCCAAAGGACAGCGUAACAGCGAUGGCCACCGGGGGCACGGGCGAGUCGCUGCUGGACAGCCUCGAGAACCUGCCGCAGGAGCUGAAGCACAACUUCGCCAUGAUCCGCGACCGCAACACCAAGUGCGACGCGCUGCAGCGCCUGAUUGACGAGAAGUCGGACCGGUACCUGGCCUCGCUGCCGGACCCGUCGGCGCCGCCGCCCGACGGGCUGCUCAAGAUGUACGAGAAACUCCGCAAACACGGCGAGAACAACGUGGCGCUGGCCACCAAGACGUACGAGCUGGUGGACCGCUACAUCCAGAAACUGGACGUGGACCUGGCCGCCUUCGAGGAGCAGAUCCAGGCCGGCAGCCACAGCGCGCGCGCCGCCGAGCCGCCCGCCCGGCGGCCCGCCAAAAAGAAGGCCAGCAGCAAGAAGUCUCGGAAGGCGGCCGAGGAGGACCCGAUCUACUCGAAGGCCAUCAAGAGCCCGGUGGAGGUGGAGGCGGCCAUCCGGCAGCUCAUCAAUCCCACCCAGCCGGUCUCCACGGACGGGCUGGACAUGCCGGUCGACCCCAACGAGCCCACCUACUGCCUCUGUAACCAGGUGUCUUACGGCGACAUGGUGGGCUGCGACAACCCCGACUGUCCGAUCGAGUGGUUCCACUUCUCCUGCGUCGGCCUCACCUCCAGCCCCCGCGGAAAGUGGUUCUGUCCACGCUGCAUCAAAGACAAGAAAAAGUAGACGCCGCCGUCAGAGACGGAGGGUGCUCCGCGGCCCGCGUCACAACGCUGGAUCGGACAAACUACGGCCGACCGCGCGGCGUUUCAUGGGCGUAACUGUUGUGUAACGGAGGCGUGUUUAAGUGUAUCGUAUAUGUUCACGGCACGAAGCGUCCUUAAGCUGUUUGAGCUAUGACGAGUCAGAUCCAGAGGUGCACUGUUUGAAGAGUCGAGGAAUGCUGAUCCCACCCAGAAUUGUCGUACAAUGGUUUAUAACGCAAACUGUUUUAAAGACAAAGUGUGGGCUGCGGUGGUGUGUAUUAUUUUUUACUUCUCCUAGCUAGAAUACUUCGCGUCCUGUAAAAAAAUCAAACGGUGCUAGUCCAGGAAAAAAUGGCACUGUACGAUUUUGGUUUUAUUCAAAUGUAGAAAAAUUGUUACUUUGAAGUUUCGCGAAAAAAGCGAGAGAAAAAAGAGUGAUCUUUCGAAACUUACGAGCGUUCUGCAGUUCAGUGGCAUGUGUUAGCGGUUGAAGCAACAUAGUCUUUAUGUACGUAUGUAGGUAUAUGAAUCAGAAUCAGAAUCAGAAUAUAUUUCAUAACGAAUCCAUCGAAUAUGGUUUUUCAUCGUCACACGUCAAAGGUUGAAAACAUACGAGGUAAAAUACAUUCAGGCCAAUACAAUACACCGCGAUACUUGAUCAGGUCAGCCAUACAGUUCUCUGAGUAGGUAGCGUCUCAGGGUUGAUUUGAAGUGGCGAGUGUUUGUGUCGAAUGGCAGCUGGUUGUACUGCUGGACAGCACCGUAGCUGAGACGCCUGCGACCCGACUCAGAAGUGAAGUGUAUGUACGUAGUGAAGUGUAUGUACGUAGUUGUAGGUGGCCGUACAGCAUCGCAACGUACGAUAGAGAUAUAGGGCGAAUCAGCAAUAUCUUGUGCAUUGUGAGCGAACUGUACAGUGGGCAUGUGUGGCCAUCUUCCCUGCAUCUCUUGCAUGGAAUGUAUGUAUCCGCGUCUGUCAUCUCAUUGUUCCACGAUGUGCGAGCGCUGGCCGUGGGCCAGCGAUUGCCUUCCUCCUUUCGCCUCCCGUACCAAUCCAGUGCUGUUUCGGUGCUACUGACUUUGGAACAGAUUUCUCUCUGUUCCUUGACUCAGAUUGUCCCACUGAGCUAUUUGGAAACUCCAGAUGUAAGCAGCUUCAUUGUCCGUGUGCUACCGUUAAUGGGGUAGAGAACUCUCUACAGUGUGCUGUUGUGAGGCUCAGGAGAGGUCAGCCUGUCCGCUCCAGACCGUUGCGCCUUAUCCCCGCUCCUGUAAUGAGGGUAGUUUCGAGAUGCGGACGGAUCUCGAUGCUGAAUGUGCCCGAUGUCCAGUACAAUGUGUCCAAUACACUUGUCAAACGUA